Molecule: messenger RNA, 2208 nt
Organism: Cinara cedri
Lineage: Eukaryota; Metazoa; Arthropoda; Insecta; Hemiptera; Aphididae
Source: the annotation of a GenBank genome assembly
AUGCCUAAUUCAAAUAACAAAUUAGUUGAUGCGUUAGUAGAAGCAUUUAAUGUUAAUAACUGUACCCGUGGUGUUAUGGAUACUAAUUUUACUACAAGUGAUCAUUAUAUUACUACGAUAUUCGGUGAUGGCAUGGGAGAAACAGAGUGUGAAAAGUAUUUAAAAAAUCUAAGAGACGAAAUAGAAGAUAUAUUUCAUCGAAGUCGUCCAGGAGAAGGACAGGGGCCUUUCUAUCUUGAUUCUUUUCCUUUUAAUCCUAAGGAUGGUAGGAUAUUUCAGGAUCCAAUAACGAAUAAGUUUAAGUAUGAGGUCCCUAUUACUGAUAAAGUGUUGUUUAACUUACAGGCUCAUCUCAUCUACUCAAUGACAAAGCCAACAAGAGCUGCUAUGGAUGGUGAUACUCACCCUCAUCUUCUUAAGAAUAAAAAGUAUAUCAUGUCUAGCCGUUUUGCAAGCGAAGGACUAGCAAAGGAUUUUAAACAGAGGUUUUGUGCUGAAAUGCUAAGAGAGCUAAAAUGUGAUCUAUUGCCUUAUGUGGAAGUUCAGGGCAAUAACGUGUAUAUUAGUAAGAAUAUUGUCAAUAAUUUGAACUUUAUUCAAAGAUGUGUGCAGUAUAAUACAGAAACGAUAGGUUGUGCUCUUGAAAUUCCUGGCAUUGAUAAUAAUAGUGAUAGCCUAUCAAAGAGGGAGUUCGUUCUCCAGGAGCUGCUUACUCAAUUUAUCUAUCAUACAACGGAUAUAGUAAUUGAUAGGUAUUAUCAUGCUUUCUCUAAAGAGAGUGGAGAGAGGUGCCUUCUUUUGCCAGCUAUAGCUGUAAAAGAUGAAAGAGGUAAGAUACAAUACUUUAGGUAUCUAAAUGUGUCAGAAGUGCAAGCUAUUAAUGCAGCGUUUAAUUCUUCGGUGGUAAGCAAUCUUGCUGAAGAUAUUUCAGAUAAAAGUAUAAUAAAUGAAGCAGACAAAAGAAAUUUCGGGGUAGAUGGUAUAAAUUUUUCCAACAGAGAAGUCUCCCAGCAUGUAUGCAACGCUGUUUUUGGCAGUGCUGCAGUUGCUCAAGUUAAUGAAGAUGAGUAUGGGCUGGAAGUACAAUCUUCUCCACAUCUAGAUAAGUUGCGUGCAAAGGUAGAUGAGAUGCGUGAAAAGGAAGCUCAGUUGCAAGAAGCUCAGUUGCGUGCAGAGGCAGCUCAGUCGUAUGCAAGGGCAGCUCAAUCACAUGCAGAGGAAGCUAAGUUGCAUGCAGAGGCAGCUAAGUCAUGUGCAAAUACAACUCUGUCGUCUACAGAGUCAGCUCAAUUGCGUGCAGAGGCAACUCAGUCAAGUGCAAAGGCAGCUCAAUUCCGUGUAGAGGCAACUCAUUCACAUGCAGAGGCAGCUCAAUGGUAUGCAGAAGCAGCUUAUUUGCGUGCAGAGAUGACUCAGUCAGCUGGAGAGGCAACUCAAUUGCGUGCAGAGGCAGCUCAGUUUUGUGCGAAGGCAACUAGGUUGUAUGCAGAAGUAACUCGGUUGCAGAAAGAAAUAGAAGCCAAAGGAAAAAAGCAAAAGAAAGUUUAUGCAGAUGCUUGUCACCAAGUAGAUUCUCUCGACAGGAGAUCUAUUACUAGUGGUUCAUCAGAUGAUACUGAUAAUCAUCCUAAGGUUAGUUAUGAUCCUAAUGGUGGUUGGCAAGGUGCUAGUCGUUCACAUCCUGCAGGUUCAUCAGGUGGCACUGAUCCUAAUGCUGGCAAAAAAGGUCAAGGUCAAGGACGAGGUGGUAGUCAGGACCGGGCACAAGGUCAUCAUCGUAGUACAAAGUUACCUUAUGGCACUCAUCCAGAUUAUGUUGUUGAUCCAGGUUAUUGUGGUAGUUCUUCAGACAUUACAGGAGGGUUAUCAGGUAAAACUGCCGCUAAGUCUGCAAGUGUAGAUAAGUCUGCAAGUGUAGAUAAAUUGAAGAAUCCGGAUAGUAAAAAGCGCAGUUCACCCUACACAUGGAUUAAAUCUUUCUUCUCUAGGAGCAAAAAAGGUACAACCCCACUAAAGCGCGCGAAUAGUGAAUCUGGGGUUAGUGAAUCUGGGGUUUUUGUUAACACGCCUGCUCAAACACCAGGAUCAACACCAAAAACAGUUCGCAAAUCACCAAAUGGAUUACCAAAUGGUGCUAAUACUAAUCUUACAGGAGUACGCACAGAGCAAACAGCAAAUGUUGCCAAAGAAAGUUGUGUAGUGUCGUGA